Lynx canadensis (Canada lynx) is the source of this 2268-nucleotide messenger RNA. RefSeq names its product leucine rich repeat LGI family member 4 (gene LGI4). Gene Ontology annotation, biological process: neuron maturation; myelination in peripheral nervous system. Gene Ontology annotation, molecular function: protein binding. The record is from RefSeq and is a predicted model, not a curated record. The coding region runs from base 7 to 1623 and encodes 538 amino acids. The transcript has 9 exons. Lineage: Eukaryota; Metazoa; Chordata; Mammalia; Carnivora; Felidae.
GGGGGGAUGGGAGGGGCAGGCGUUGUGCUGCUGCUGCUGCUGGCCGGAGCGGGCGCCGGGGUGGCCUGGAGACCACCAAAGGGAAAGUGCCCUCCGAGCUGCUCCUGCUCCAAGGAUAGUGCCCUGUGUGAGGGCUCUCCAGACCUGCCCGAGAGCUUCUCCCCGACCCUGCUGUCACUCUCACUCGUUAGGACUGGAAUCACCCAGCUGAAGGCCGGAAGCUUCCUGAGGGUGCCCACACUGCACCUGCUCCUCUUCACAUCCAACUCCUUCUCUGUGAUUGAGGACGAUGCAUUUGCGGGCCUGUCCCACCUGCAGUACCUCUUCAUCGAGGACAAUGACAUUGGCUCCAUCUCUAAGAACGCUCUCAGAGGACUUCGCUCACUCACACACCUGAGCCUGGCCAGUAAUAAUCUCGAGACCCUCCCCAGAUUCCUGUUCCGAGGCCUGGAGACCCUAACUCAUGUGGACCUCCGCGGGAACCCGAUCCAGUGUGACUGCCGCGUCCUCUGGCUGCUGCAGUGGAUGCCCACCGUGAAUGCCAGCGUGGGGACUGGGGCCUGCGCCGGCCCCACUGCUCUGGCCCACAUGCAGCUCCGCCACCUGGACCCCAAGACGUUCAAGUGCAGAGCCAUAGAGCUGUCCUGGUUCCAGACGGUCGGGGAGGCGGCGCUGGGCGUGGAGUCCUUCUCCUACCAGGGGGAGCCCCACAUCGUCCUGGCACAGCCGUUUGCAGGCCGUUGUCUGAUCCUCACCUGGGACUACAGCCUGCAGCGUUUCCGGCCCGAGGAAGAGCUGUCCGCGCCCUCGGUGGUGUCCUGCAAGCCACUGGUGCUGGGCCCGAGCCUCUUCGUGCUGGCCGCCCGCCUGUGGGGUGGCUCGCAGCUGUGGGCCCGGCCCGGCCCCGGCCUGCGCCUGGCCCCCACACAGGCCCUGGCCCCACGACGGCUGCUGCGGCCCAAUGACGCCGAGCUCCUGUGGCUGGACGGGCAGCCCUGCUUCGUGGUGGCCGACGCCUCCAAGGCGGGCAGCACCACGCUGCUGUGCCGGGACGGGCCCGGCUUCUACCCUCGCCAGAGCCUGCACGCCUGGCACCGGGACACGGAUGCCGAGGCCCUCGAGCUGGACGGCCGGCCCCACCUGCUGCUGGCCUCUGCCUCACAGCGGCCCGUGCUCUUCCACUGGCUCGGGGGCCGCUUCGAGAGGCGCACAGACAUCCCCGAGGCUGAGGACGUCUAUGCCACGCGUCACUUCCAGGCCGGCGGGGACGUGUUCCUGUGCCUGACACGCUACAUCGGGGACUCCAUGGUCAUGCGCUGGGACGGCUCCAUGUUCCGCCUGCUGCAGCGACUGCCCUCGCGUGGUGCCCACGUCUUCCAGCCGCUGCUCAUCGCCAGGGACCAGCUGGCUAUCCUGGGCAGCGACUUUGCCUUCAGUCAGGUCUUGCGUCUUGAGCCUGACAAAGGGCUCCUGGAGCCGCUGCAGGAGCUGGGGCCCCCAGCCUUGGUGGCCCCCCGUGCCUUUGCUCACAUCACCGUGGCCGGCAGACGCUUCCUCUUCGCCGCUUGCUUCAAGGGCCCCACACAGAUCUACCAGCAUCACGAGCUAGACCUCAGUGCCUGAAACGCGAGGGGACCUUGAGACCUUGGACACGGCUCGGAGGGGAGGGGGCACUGGCGCGGGGAGUCCCAGGCCUCUGGACGCUCACUUGAACGGCCUCCUGGCCCUACCCGGGGUGAUGGUAUCUGUGAGGUACCGACCACAGGCCGAGUUCAAGACAAGGGCCUUGAACUUCCAGUCUGAAGCAACAUCUCAGCCCGUGGCACACGCUCCGACCAAGCAUGACUUGGGGGCUCGGGCUAGGGCACUGCAAGAAGCUGGGGUACCGAAUCCAUGGUGGGGGCGAUGUGCAGAACUCCAUGAGGUCUGGAAGAGCCCCCUCAAGCCCACUCCCCUCCUGCUCCCUCUGAAAGUACUGAGGCGGAGAGAGCUUUCCUUUCCCUCUAAACUCAUUCUGGCCAAUCUCUUUUAGUGCCCGCCUCCGUGACGUCAUCAGUCGCUGGGCCGGUUUCCCCCGCCCGGGCCUGCUAACUUCCUCUGCUGCUUUGUGCGCAUGCCUCCUGCCCAGGCGGAAGCCCAGCGUGUUGGCCCUCUUGCGCCUGCGCAAGAAAUAGGUGGGAAAGUAGGUGUUGUGGCUGGAGCCCCCGCUACCCUUUCUCUGGAGAGGACGGGAAGUGUAUAAGCUCAAUAAACACGCUGUGCACCUGC